CUCCCCAAUCAUCAAGCCACUCUACAGGCUUGAUACACGCGUCACUGACCGUUAGACUCACAAAAUUGCCUUUGUUUCUCACUUCUUCCGCAACUCGAUACCAGUGGCGUACCCGGGCCCUGUGGCUGGGCAUCUUUGUACUAUACUGUGUCUUGAUAGAUACGGAAGUGGAUGCAGCACCUUUGACUUUGGCUUGACGGCAAUAUCGCAGCAGCAAAGGACUGUGUACAACGUAUUUUGUUUCAAGGUAUCUUUCUUUCAAAGUAAACUUGUAUCUAUCUUGCCAAGGAAUCAUCAUCAAUCGAAUGAUCAAUCGAAUCAAAUUAACAGUCAAGAAACCCUAGCUAGCUAGCAAGAGCUCUCGCCGAUUGAAGAGACCAGAGUCGGCAUCAUAGAGGACAGCGGCAAUCCCAUGGACGGACUCAAGGAAGACAAUAACCGACGCAAUAGUGGCUCACUCAAAGAGGGUCGGCACUUUCCAAUACAAUGGAGUCGUCGUCUGGUCAUUUUCUUUCUGGGUGGCUUCUUGGUAUCCAGUUUGAAAAAUGAAAUGACAACUCUGCAAGGGUCAACAACACGCAUGGGCAUCGAUGCUGCGACUGUAGAUGGAAGCAUGUUGUCUCCACAACGAAGGGAAACUUCCAUUGUGAAUGGGGACGAUUUCAGGGGAUCAGACACUAAUAGUGGUUCUGCCGUAAUAAUAUCUACCGCAGUUCCAACCAACCCGUCUACCGGUCUGAGUUUCGCAGAAAAAAUGAUACGGGGAGAGUCAUCUCAAAACAUUCAUAUUCCCAACACGGCACCACCAACAACACCAAGCAACCAAAAUUCACAAGUCACAACAUCAUCUUCAACCACACAACAACAACAACAAAAACUGAAAAUUGCGCUCUACAUGACCACUCAUCUCAGCGACCAACAUAUGGAAUUCCUCGUCAAAUGCUGGCCAGCGGCUAUCAAACGCUUACCACUGGUGCAGCAAGCUGACCUGUUGGUUUACACCAGCACAAAGGGAAUGGAUCGGGUCUUUACCAGUCUGGGAUUCAAGAAUGUCACAGUAUUCCACUACGAAGAAGCUUGGAAUCCAAUGGGCGCCAAAGCGGCCAUUGACGAGAACAAUAAUGAUUUGGAUACUCAAAAACAAGAAGGCGCCAUUCGAGGAUUGGUUGAUCCAUUUGUGCAAACCAACCUUUGGUUUGAAAGUUACGACUGGGUCAUCCGAGUCAAUCCCGACGUGCUCAUACGAAGUGAUACUUGGUUGCUACAAACCAUGCAGAAUCCUACCGUGGCUGGGAUCUUUGUCCCGUGGGACAGUCCCUGGCACGGAUUUUGCUUUCAUACCGACUUUUUUGCCUUUCGACCUCGUGCUGCCGACCGAAACGCACUGCUGGAAUCAUUUACGCUUCAAAAACAACGACAACAGCUACACGCCGAGACACACUUGUUUCAGGGCUUUAAACGUCUUUACCAAACAAAAGAUCCCAAUCAACAACUAGUCUGGUUGCCAGGUGUUAAUAAGACAAGCGCCAAUGGAGUGGGACACGUGGCAGGCGUCAAUGCAGAUGUACAGCAUGUUCAUUCACUGGAACAACACUGUCCCGAUUAUUUCCAUGUUUCCGACGGAGUCACCUACUGAUAUGAUGCUAGCUAGCUAGCUAACAAUCAAUCGACAAUUACGUAAUGCAUAAAAUGGCGUGCUGCCUCUGGAAUGUUCGAUUGGAUUCUUCAUUUACACAGCCGGAGGGUUCGAAAGUACACGGAAAGCCAUUUGAAAAGCGUCCGGAAACAUGCGUUCUGCCUAUCGCUCUGACUUUUUUCAGGCAAAGGAUGAGGUUUGCUCUUGUGGUGAUGAAGCUAUAGUAGUUUUUUCAUGGUUUCCCGUUUAAUUUUAGAAACAAGAGAGUUACGCUCUUGAAAAUUCUAAAGAAAACGAUCUAAUGCUCUGCUGGCUGAGUACGGGUUUUUGGAUGCAGAAAGUGAUGCGGCUGCGGCACAUGUAUUGCUCGGAUGGACUGCCACUACUUGAAUGUAGUCAAGUCAAAAGGAAAUAAUGAUAGUUCCACGGGUGACCAAUUCGGCCGACACUUGGCUCCAUGAUUUAUUUGUUCCUGAGAACCGCGUUGUCAGGGCCAAUACCAGCCGUGCCUGUUUGGCUCACAGUGCCAAAAUGCUGCGUUGAUGGCCAUCAUUAUAAUCAUUACUAUUAGACCUAAUAGCUAAAGUAGACUACAUGGAAAGGACUGAUGCUAUGGGC
Messenger RNA from Seminavis robusta, 2254 nucleotides. NCBI's taxonomy places the organism in Eukaryota, Bacillariophyta, Bacillariophyceae, Naviculales, Naviculaceae. The record is from the annotation of a GenBank genome assembly.